This is a messenger RNA of Drosophila persimilis, 1518 nucleotides long. Its product is annotated as cytochrome b5-related protein. Lineage: Eukaryota; Metazoa; Arthropoda; Insecta; Diptera; Drosophilidae. Gene Ontology annotation, cellular component: mitochondrion. The record is from RefSeq and is a predicted model, not a curated record. Gene Ontology annotation, biological process: lipid metabolic process. The transcript is spliced from 5 exons. Bases 99 to 1421 code for a protein of 440 amino acids.
GCACUCCGUAAAAACAGACUGCGUCGGGUGCUCUGAAUAGAAGACUGACGACCGGUUUCUAUUAUAUGUAAGUGGUCUAUUAAUUUCCUGGCCAUAAAAUGACCCCUAAUAUCGAGGAGGAGGCCUGGCGGGUGUCCGGAAUUUCGAAGAACUAUCCCAGCUAUCGCCAGCAUCAACCUGCCACAGUGGAGAGCUGGCUGGAGGGCAAACAUUCGGACGAUGGGGCCGAAGGUCUCUGGCGUAUUAACGAUAAGCUAUACGACUUGAGCGACUUUGCCACGCGGCAUCCGGGUGGGGCAUACUGGAUCGAGUGCACCCGCGGCACCGACAUCACCGAGCCCUUCGAGUCGCAUCAUAUUGAGGACCGAGCACGACAAUUGCUCAGCAAAUUCGAAGUGCGGGAAGCAGCCCAACCAAGGAACUACAAGUUUACGUUCGAUCAGAAUGGUUUCUACAUGACUCUGAAGCGGAGAGUGAGAGAGAAACUGAGGAAGAUGAAUUAUAGUCCCACAAAGAAGACAGAUUACCUCCACUCUGGUAUCCUGGCCUCUGUCUUUAUGCUUAGCUGGAUUGGCACAGUCCUUAAGUCUUUGUUCGUCCUGUCCAUAGCUGGCUUGGCACUUUGCUGGCUGGCAAAUGCCGCGCACAAUUACUUCCAUCAGCGGGACAACUGGCGGAUGUACACCUUCAAUCUGACGCUGAUGAGUUUCAGGAACUGGCGGAUCUCGCACGCUCUAUCCCAUCAUGUGUAUCCGAAUUCUCUGCACGAUCUGGAGCUGUCGAUGUUUGAGCCGUUCCUGUGCUGGGUUCCCAAUCCUCAUUAUGGCAGUCGCAUAAAGCGCUGGAUAUCGGUGGUGGUUUCUCCGCUUUAUUAUGUGCUCUCCUUCUCUAUGGCGUUCCUGCAACGUUUGGUCAUCUCACUGGCUAAGAAGAACAUAAUGUACUGGGAUGAUCUCAUUGCCUUUACUCUGCCCCUCUUCCUUUAUCUCUCCACUGGCGUGGGUCUGGGUGCUGCUCUGUGGAACUGGUUGCACGUCCUCGCCGUAGGAGCCUUUUUCUUUGGGUUCAUUGGACUGACUGCAGCCCAUCAUGAUCCUCGUAUACUGCACGAUGGCGAUGCCCAGCGCACGGACCGAGACUGGGGUCUCUAUCAGAUGGAUACGGUCAUCGAUCGGCGAGACGUCAAGUGGUCGGAUCUCUUGGUCCUCACCCACUUCGGUGAUCAUGCGCUUCACCAUCUCUUCCCCACGCUGGACCAUGGAGUGCUCAAGCACCUCUAUCCGGAGCUGAAUCAAACGAUUCAGGAGUUUGACGCAGAGUUAAGAGAGAUGAACCACUGGGGACACAUCAAAGGGCAGACGCAGCAACUCCUACGCAUGGAGGCUAAUCCCAUGCCUCCAGGCAGUAAAAAGUUCAUGUAGUUUUGGGAGGAAUGUGGAUGUGUGCUCCGGGUGCUCACGAAAAAAAAUUUAGGGUUGGGUAGUCAAUAAAGUUGAAUGGCAUCCAGUUUCAAAGAAA